Messenger RNA from Rotaria sp. Silwood2, 4674 nucleotides. The record is from the annotation of a GenBank genome assembly. Lineage: Eukaryota; Metazoa; Rotifera; Eurotatoria; Philodinida; Philodinidae.
AUGACUAACACACGAAAUACAACACUCCAACAAAUCUAUAGCAAUGAAAUGGAGAAUGAAUGGCAAACCGAUGAACAAUUACAGGAGCUUCAAUUUAGGAAAAUGUCACUGGAAAAUGAUAAACAAAUCGCCAAAGAUGAGGAACAGGCAGUGCAAUGCCUAAUUGCAGAAUUGAAACGAAAUGCUGAAGAACACAAAGCAGAAUUACGUCGACUUGAUGACGAACUAAAAAGACUUAAAAAUGAUAUUGAACGGCUUGAACAAGAUAUUAAUGCGUUACACGACGAACAACAACGACUGGAGGAUCAACGAAGACUACAACAGCAAGAACAAGAUCGAUUACUAGAACAAUUACGAAUCAACGAAGAAAAACUCGAACAACUUCAAGAAAAAUUACAUGAGCUCGAAGAACAAAAGAUUCGUCUCGAAGAACAACGUGAACAACUUGAACAACAGCGACAACAGAUAGAAAAAAAUAUCCAAGAACUCACUCAACAGAUUCAACAAAUAGAACAUCAAUUACAAGAAUUACAAAUGCGUUUAAAUCAAUUACAGCAAGAAAUUCGCCGACUCGAACAGGAUAUUGAACGCUUAAAAGAUGAAAUACAUCAACUUGGGGACCAAUUAGUUGCAUUCGAAAAGCAAAGAGCAGAAAUCGAACAAAAAAUGCGUGAUAAUGAGUUGAAUCGUGAUCGUCUUCAAGAAGAAGCAAAUAAAAUUGAAGAUAUGAUUCGACGUAUUGAUCAACUAAUCGAUAUGAAACGGAAUCGAGAAAAAGAACUCCAAGAGCUCAUGCGAAGGCUACAGACAGAAGCAAACGAAGCCAAACAACGAGUAGCUCAAGCUACACAAGAGCUCAAUGCUGCUGAACAAAAGGUCAAGUCACUUCAAGCGAUGACUGAACGUCUUCAAAAUGAAUUGGACAUUCUUCAGCAGACGCUUACUGAAGGAGAACAACUCGUUCAUCAACUGUUAGGACAACGACAUCAACUGGUAAAUAAUAUCCAAAUAAAAAGACGCGAACGAAAACAACUUGAUCAAGAAAAACAGGAUAAAAACCAGCAACUCGAGCGCAAGAAUCUUGAAUUAAAUCAAGCCAUUCAACAACAUGAAGCACUUACUCAACAAAUUAAUACUCUUCAAAAAGAAUUGAAAAACCUGCAAGAAACUCUAAAUCGACUAAAUAAUGAGCGUCAACAAUGUGCAACACAAUGGCAACAAGAGAAACAAAUUCAACAACAACUCGAACAAGAACUACGUGCUGAAGAGCAACGACAACGAGAAGUUGAAAAAGAAGUUCAAGAGCAAGAACAACUCGUAAGAGCAGCCGAGCAAGCUUUGCGUGAGAGUGAAUCUCGAGAAGCAGCUGCUCGUGCCGCUGAACAACAAGCUCAAGCUGACGAAGCUCAGGCCCAGGCCAAUCUUGAAAGUGCUGCAGUCGAAUUGCAGGCAGCAGAAACCGAAUUACAAUCGGCAUCCGCUCCAUCUGACGAAAAUCAAAAUCAAGCUGCCAUUGCUGCCGCUCAAGCUCAUGUAGCACAAUGCCGAAGCAUGGUUAGUCAGUGUCAGACUGUUCUGCAAGAACGUACACGAAUCCAUCAACUAAAACAACGAGAACAUAUUGCUGCUCAAGAAAAAACAGCGCAAAGUCGAGUACAACUUCAACAAGCUCAACAAACUUUACAAACAAAGCAACAACAAUUCGAAACUCAAAAGCAAAAAGUCAUACAAAGUAGAAAUAAAGUCGAAAAACAAAAAGUCACGGUCAAUCAAAUUCAAAAUAAACUAGAUCAAUUGCAAAAAGAAUGUCAACAAGUCGAUCAACAGGUCAAAAGUAAGGAUCAAGCAGUACGAAAGAUACAAUCUCAACUUGAACGUCAAAAUCAAACGAUUCAAGUAAUCAAAAGUGAUGUUCAAGAACUAAAACAAUUGAUUACACAAUUCAGACAAAGAAUUCAACAAACAGACACCGAAAUAGAUAAACUAGAACAGAAGACACAUGACAUCGAUCAAAAAUAUACAGCUACAUUAGCUGAAAAUGCAAGAACUAUGGCAAAGCAAAAGAAUAAACUUGUUGAACAACAACAUAAUGAACAAAAUAUUCGACAACAAAUGGUUAUUAUUCAAGAGAAAAAAUCUCAAAUGCAACGAGCUCAGAAUCAACAGGAUAAUGUUAAUGCUAACAUUGCUCAAAUCAGUAGAUCUAUACAAGAACUUGAAAAUGAAAAAAUUGAACAGCAACGAUUAUUAAGAACAGCUCAACAACAACAACAAAAGAUCGAAGUAGAACAUACUCGAAUAGAAGCUAAAUUGGCGGCACAAGAACGAGAAAAACAACAGUGUGAAAAUGAUAUUCGUCGUCUGAAUCGUGAUGUCGAACAACGACGCAGUACUCUUGACGAAAAACAACAAAGUAUGAGUGCUUUACAAUCACAAAUCGAUCUCAAACAAUGGGAAUUAUCUUUCAGACGACAGCAACGUACAGAGCGUCAACAACAAUUGGCAACUGUACAAACAGCUUUAACUGAUAUUCGCCAAAAGAUGACUGCACUUGAUGCACGUAAGCGUGUACUGGAUCGUGAUAUUCAACAACAAACAGUACGUAAACAGGAAAGUGAACGGCUCGUACAACAAAACGAAAAUGAUUUACGUACUAUUGAGCGAGAUUUAGAACGAGUGACGCGAUCAUUGAAUGACAAACAACGUGUGCGAGAUAAACUUAAUCAAAACUGUGAAAAUUUAGCAUUUCAAGCUAAUAGUCGUCGAGCAGCUCAGAUUGAAAAUGAUCGGCAAUUAGCUGCAGCAAACAAUCGAGUUUUUUCUUGCCGUAAAAACAUCAAGGAAAUCGCACUAAAUAUUGGUGCCGUAGAGAAAGAUAUCAAAUCAAAGCAAGUUAUGUCUUUGCCGUCUAACUCAUAUAUCAACGACAAAAAUAGCCAAGAAGAAGACGAACAACAUUAUAACCAGCGAAAUUAUCAAUACGCUCAGUCAACAGUAAGUUAUCUAUACGAGACUUUUAACUAUCAAAAAAAUCCUUUUUCAUAUUUAGCGCAAAUAAUUAUUUCCACUCGAACAACAUCAAAUAGCAUUUACACAGACAUUGUUUUGAAGUUUAAACUUGAUAUUACUUUUCUAUUGUACACUGUCAUAUUAAUAAAUAAUUUGUAUGACGGUGUGGAUUUUGGCACUAGUAAGGAUGGAUGAGUGUUAAGUGUCACGCACCAAUGCCCAAUUACACUCGCAUCCUUCAGUCAAUUUUGUACGAGUUCGAUAACUGUUUGACUACGUUAUUGCAGUAAUCCCCUUAUAGCUCGAUGGAUAAUUUUAUUCAUACUUGCAUUCUAGAUACUAUUUCAUAAAAGUACACUUGUCUUGCGUGAUUUGAUGAUUAUCAUGAAUGUAAUUUUUGAACAAUGAGUCUAUUCAACAAAAUAAAUGUCAUUGCACCAUGUCUGACGGUAUUCUUUGGCGUGUUGACUCUAUUCACUACAAAUAAAAGACAAUUUUUAUGAACGGUAACUGCAUCUCAUUGUCGAAGCAAAAGUCAACUUAUUCAUAUGACAACUUCUAUUUUAAUCAUGCUGCUGGCAUGCAUAAUAUCUUUGAUGUUAAAGGUACCGAUAUACUAGAAGGCAUGAGUACUUUGUCUGUUUUGUCUUCCAUUGCUAUUAAAUUUCUGCUCUAGUUUUUUUCUGAACUAUAAGAGAACAUCAACAUAGAAAAGAGGCCAUUUUCUUUAGAAGUCUCCUAUUAUCAAAAUACUCCCUAUGAGCGAGUAUGUGAUACUAUGAGGCUUAACAUUUCAAUAAUAAUUGAACUCGUCUAGUUUUAUUUACUGCGAAAAUACUCGACUUCAAUCUCACAAAAUUUAAGAAAAAGCGAAUGUUUUUUUUUGUUCUUAUAAGUACAAUUCCUAGAAAAAUCUAAAAUUAAAACGUUUAAAUUCAUUCAUAUGUACGCUUGAAAAUCUUUUCGCUUGAUAUUUCGGACAAAUUUCAGACUAUUGUAGCAUCAGUGAGCACCUUUUUUUGAGUAUUUAGAACUCUGAGACAUCAGAUUUACAACAUUUCGUUAAAACCGUUGCUUUCAUAAAAAUAUUUCAUCAGUAAGCCAUCUUAAAUUGACCAGAGCUUAGUCAUCGUUUAUAUAGACUAUCUCAUAUAUUGAUAAGCGACUUUAGGCAUAUUGGUUGAAAAUAAUGUUUUGAUUCUAAUGAAUGAAAGAGCAUCAGUCAAUGUGAUCAUGUUUACAAUAUAGAUAAGAAGCUAAUUGUGUGAAAUGAAUUUGACAAAAAAAUUGAGUAUGAGAACUACGCCAGUUGAAUGGAUAUGGUAGUUUAUUCUCACUAGACAUGACCAAGAGAUAAAUAAAUUUGUUAGGAAAGUCUAAAGCUCAGAAAGCAUAGAUGCCACUACCGAAACUGUUCGUGAUAGUGCAACAUCAUGGUUAAUCGAGUUCUCGAACUGCAUUUUUUAUCCUUCUUUUACAUGAAUUAAUAAACUAAAUGAAUGCAUGUUAGACUACAUUAUACACAAUACAUUGCAUCACUUCUACGUAUAUCUUCAAUUCUGCAAAUCGUUUAUACAGUUCCAACAAUUCCUUACUCGAAUAGAAGCUAAAUUGGCGGCACAAGAACGAGAAAAACAACAGUGUGAAAAUGAUAUUCGUCGUCUG